Molecule: messenger RNA, 2064 nt
Organism: Effrenium voratum
Lineage: Eukaryota; Dinophyceae; Suessiales; Symbiodiniaceae
Source: the annotation of a GenBank genome assembly
AUGACGAAGCUCAUCAUCGACGGCAAGGAAGUGGAAGUCCCGGCGGACUACACGCUGCUUCAGGCCUGUGAAGAGGCGGGCGCCGAGGUUCCGCGCUUUUGUUACCACGACCGGCUGUCGAUAGCCGGCAACUGCCGCAUGUGCCUGGUGGAAGUGAAGGGUGGGCCGCCCAAACCGACCGCGUCAUGCGCCAUGGGCGUAAAAGACCUGCGCUCGGGGCCCAAUGGCGAGCCUCCCGUCGUCGAAACCAAGUCCGAAAUGGUCAAGAGCGCGCGCGAAGGGGUGAUGGAGUUCCUGCUCAUCAACCACCCGCUCGAUUGUCCGAUCUGUGACCAGGGUGGCGAGUGCGACCUGCAGGACCAGGCCAUGGCCUACGGGGUCGACGGGUCGCGUUUUCACGAAAACAAGCGUGCGGUCGAGAACAAGGAAAUCGGUCCGCUGAUCAAGACGAUCAUGACCCGCUGCAUCCAUUGCACCCGUUGCGUCCGAUUCACCACAGAGGUGUGUGGCGUAACCGACAUGGGUCUUGUCGGUCGCGGUGAAAAUGCCGAGAUCACCACAUAUCUUGAAGCGGCCCUGUCAUCGGAGAUGCAGGGAAACGUGGCGGAUCUGUGCCCGGUCGGUGCUCUGACGCACAAGCCUUAUGAAUUUCAUGCGCGUCCAUGGGAACUGACCAAGACCGAGAGCGUGGAUGUCAUGGAUGCGGUCGGAUCCGCGAUCCGUGUCGACUCCCGUGGCAAGGAAGUCAUGCGCGUCAUGCCGCGCCUGAACGAGGAGGUCAACGAAGAAUGGAUCUCCGACAAGUCCCGGUACAUCUGGGAUGGUCUCAAGACGCAACGCCUUGAUCGUCCCUAUGCCAAGAAGGACGGCAAGCUGCAGCCUGUCUCCUGGACGGAAGCUUUCCAGAUCAUCGCCGAAAAGGUGAAGGCUACGUCGGCUGGCAAGAUCGGUGCGCUCGCCGGGCAGUUGGCCAGUGUCGAAGACAUGUUUGCGCUGAAAUGCCUGAUGGAAAAGCUGGGCGUUGCGAAUAUCGACAGCCGUUUCCCGGGGUCGCCAUUGCAUCCUGGAAACGGUCGUGCGAGCUACAUUUUCAACUCCACGAUCCAGGGCAUUGAAGACGCUGACGCGAUCAUGCUGAUCGGCACCAACCCUCGGCAGGAAGCGCCUGUGCUGAAUGCGCGUAUCCGCGCACGCUGGACGAGGGGCGAUGUUCAUAUCGGGCUUAUUGGCGAAGACGCCGAUCUGACGUAUCCGGUGACUUACCUGGGUGCCGGGCCUGAAAGCCUUAAGCAGUUUGUCGACCACGCUCCGGCAAAGGCCGAGCGUCCCAUGUUCAUCAUCGGGCAGGGCGCUCUCAACCGUCCGGAUGGAGCUGCCGUUCUGGCCACUCUGGCGGCAGCUGCAAAAUCGCUCGGAGUUAUCAAGGAAGGCUGGAACGGUUUCAACGUGUUGCACACAGAAGCCUCCCAGGUCGGCGCGCUCGAUAUCGGUUUUGUUCCGGGUGAAGACGGCAAAGACACUGGUGCCAUGCUGGAAGAAGGAGCGCUUGAUUUGCUCUUCCUGCUCGGUGUCGACGAACUUGAUGUUCCGGACGGUGCCUUCGUGGUCUACCAGGGUACACACGGUGAUCGCGGAGCACAUCGUGCCGACGUGAUCCUGCCGGGCGCUGCCUACACCGAGAAAUCCGGGAUCUAUGUCAAUACCGAAGGCCGUGUCCAGAUGGCCGACCGGGCGGCGUUUCCGCCUGGCGACGCGCGAGAAGACUGGGCCAUUCUGAGGGCGCUUUCCGGAAAUCUCGAUCAGACGCUGGAAUUCGACUCGCUCGCCGAGUUGCGUGCGAAACUGUUCGAAGCCCAUCCUCACAUGACCGGUAUCGAUAUGAUCGAGACGGGUAAUGGCGCGGAUGUCGAAAAGCUGGCCGACGCGUCUGCCCGCAUGGAUGGUGCCAGAUUUGCCAAUGUGAUCCGUGACUUUUUUCUGACCAACCCGAUCGCUCGUGCCUCGAAAACGAUGGCCGAGUGUUCGGCGCUCGCAAAGUCGCGAGCGGCAGAAGCAGCUGAAUAA